CGCACGGCCCGCCCAGCCUCCCGGCACCGCGGUGCCAACGCCGCUCCUGCCCGCGCCCGCGCCGCGCGAGCUCGUGUUGUGCUCCCGCAGAAGAUGGGAGCCGCCUGGUCCCCGUGAAGGAGGAGGCAGCGGGCGGGCAGUGCCCCUGGCGCCGGGGAGCCCCGCGCCCCACACCAGCAGCUGGGACCAUCGGGGGUCUGCGCUGGGGCCACCAUGCUGCCGCUCACCCUCUCGCCCACCUGGCCCAUGGGGCCACGCCUGCUGGCCUUCGUGGCACUGCUGUGUUCCCACGUGGACCAUCUCCAUGCUGAGACAGAGGUCGAAGGUGGGGAAGGGAACAGUAGCGCCGAGUGCACUGGUUCCUACUACUGUAAGAAAGGGGUGAUCCUGCCCAUCUGGGAGCCCCAGGACCCAUCCUUCGGGGACAAGAUUGCCAGAGCCACGGUGUACUUCGUGGCCAUGGUCUACAUGUUCCUGGGUGUCUCCAUCAUUGCUGACCGGUUCAUGUCCUCCAUUGAAGUCAUCACAUCGCAGGAGAAGGAGAUCACCAUCAAGAAACCCAAUGGGGAGACCACCAAGACCACUGUGCGCAUCUGGAACGAGACGGUGUCCAACCUGACCCUCAUGGCCCUGGGCUCCUCUGCCCCGGAGAUCCUCCUGUCUGUCAUCGAAGUGUGUGGUCACAACUUCACAGCGGGCGACCUGGGCCCCAGUACCAUUGUGGGCAGCGCUGCCUUCAACAUGUUCAUCAUCAUUGCGCUAUGUGUCUAUGUGGUCCCCGACGGCGAGACACGCAAGAUCAAGCACUUGCGUGUCUUCUUCGUGACAGCCGCCUGGAGCAUCUUCGCCUACACCUGGCUCUACAUCAUCCUGUCGGUCAUCUCGCCUGGCGUGGUGGAGGUGUGGGAGGGCUUGCUUACUUUCUUCUUCUUCCCUAUCUGCGUGGUGUUCGCCUGGGUGGCAGACCGCAGGCUCCUCUUUUACAAGUACGUCUACAAGAGGUAUCGGGCGGGCAAGCAGCGGGGCAUGAUCAUUGAACAUGAAGGUGAUCGGCCUUCGUCCAAGACAGAGAUCGAGAUGGACGGCAAGGUGGUCAACUCCCACGUCGACAACUUCCUGGAUGGCGCCCUGGUGCUGGAGGUGGACGAGAGGGACCAGGAUGAUGAGGAGGCCAGGCGGGAGAUGGCCAGGAUCCUGAAGGAGCUCAAGCAAAAGCAUCCAGACAAGGAGAUUGAACAGCUCAUAGAACUGGCCAACUACCAGGUCCUGAGCCAACAGCAGAAGAGCCGCGCCUUCUACCGCAUCCAAGCCACACGCCUGAUGACCGGGGCAGGCAACAUCUUGAAGAGACAUGCGGCCGACCAGGCCCGCAAGGCCGUCAGCAUGCACGAAGUCAACACGGACAUGACCGAGAGUGACCCCGUCAGCAAGGUCUUCUUUGAGCAGGGCACCUACCAGUGCCUGGAGAACUGUGGCACUGUGGCACUGACCAUCGUCCGCCGAGGCGGGGACUUAACCAACACGGUGAUCGUGGACUUCCGCACAGAGGAUGGUACGGCCAACGCGGGCUCCGACUAUGAGUUCACCGAGGGCACGGUGGUCUUCAAGCCUGGGGAGACCCAGAAGGAGAUCAGGGUGGGGAUCAUUGAUGAUGACAUCUUCGAAGAGGACGAGAACUUUCUGGUGCAUCUGAGCAAUGUCAAGGUCUCGGCCGAGGUGUCCGAGGACAGUGUCCUGGAAGCCAACCACGUGUCGGCGCUGGCCUGCCUUGGAUCCCCCUGCACGGCCACUGUUACCAUCUUUGAUGACGACCAUGCUGGCAUCUUCACCUUUGAGGAGCCAGUGACACACGUGAGCGAGAGCGUUGGCAUCAUGGAGGUGAAGGUCCUGCGCACAUCGGGCGCCCGUGGGAAUGUCAUUGUGCCCUACAAGACCAUUGAGGGCACAGCCAGGGGCGGCGGGGAGGACUUCGAGGACACGUGCGGGGAGCUGGAAUUCCAGAACGACGAGAUUGUCAAAACAAUUUCAGUCAAGGUAAUUGAUGAUGAGGAAUAUGAGAAAAACAAGACCUUCUUCCUUGAAAUUGGAGAACCCCGCCUGGUGGAGAUGAGUGAGAAGAAAGCCCUGUUGUUGAGUGAGCUUGGUGGCUUCACGCUAACAGGAAAAUGCCUGUAUGACGAGUACGACGACAGGCAGCCACUGACCAGCAAGGAGGAGGAGGAGAGACGCAUCGCCGAGAUGGGAAGGCCCGUGCUCGGGGAGCACACCAGGCUGGAGGUGAUCAUCGAGGAGUCCUACGAGUUCAAGAGCACCGUGGACAAGCUCAUCAAGAAGACCAACCUGGCGCUGGUGGUGGGCACCAACAGCUGGCGGGAGCAGUUCAUCGAAGCCAUCACCGUGAGUGCUGGGGAGGAUGACGAUGAGGACGAGUGUGGGGAGGAGAAGCUGCCCUCCUGCUUUGAUUACGUGAUGCACUUCCUGACCGUGUUCUGGAAAGUUCUCUUUGCCUUCGUGCCGCCUACAGAGUACUGGAACGGCUGGGCCUGCUUCAUCGUCUCCAUCCUCAUGAUCGGGCUCCUCACGGCCUUCAUCGGGGACCUGGCUUCCCACUUCGGCUGCACCAUCGGCCUCAAGGACUCCGUCACGGCUGUGGUGUUCGUGGCGCUGGGGACCUCGGUGCCAGAUACAUUCGCCAGCAAGGUGGCAGCCACCCAGGACCAGUAUGCGGACGCCUCCAUCGGCAAUGUCACGGGCAGCAACGCCGUCAACGUGUUCCUGGGCAUCGGCGUGGCCUGGUCCAUCGCCGCCAUUUACCACGCGGCCAACGGGGAACAGUUCCGAGUGUCCCCCGGCACGCUGGCCUUCUCGGUCACCCUCUUCACCAUCUUCGCGUUCAUCAACGUGGGAGUGCUGCUGUACAGGCGCAGGCCCGAGAUCGGGGGGGAGCUGGGGGGCCCCCGGACUGCCAAGCUGCUCACGUCCAGCCUCUUCGUGCUGCUCUGGCUCUUGUACAUCUUCUUCUCCUCCCUGGAGGCUUACUGCCACAUAAAAGGCUUCUGAGGAACCCACGGCUCCAGGACACCUCCCUCCCUCUCCCUGUCCCCACACGUCUCCACCCCUGAACAGGACUCGAAGCCAACACAAGGACUCCGACGGAUGUCAUGUCCUCUGUCCCUGUCCACGGAGCCAGCAUCGGGUCCAGCACACCAUCGGGGCCGCCCCAGGGGACACGGGGACCUAGGGGGACGCAAGGACUGGCGGGACUUCCUGCAGUCCUGCCUUCGUGAGCAAGUCCGGCCCUAAGACAGACCACCAAGCGUUAAGUCUCUGUUUCUCUGGCUUUGAUUUAUUUUGGGGGGCAUGUGGGGGGGGCAUGGGAGAGGGGUGGCCCAGAGGCGGUGGCUGGCUGGCUCUGUCAUGCUUUCAUUUGCUUUUGUUUGAUUGGGGUGACAAGUUCCGUGAGAUGCUGGGGUGAUGCUGAAAUGGACCUGAUUCGGUUCUGCUCACACACUCUGGGAGAAGGGAGCCUGGGGGCGUGGCAUGAGUGACAUCUCUGCCCUGGUGUCCAGGUUGCCCCCCCACUGCACUGGGUCACCCAAGCUGGGAGCGAUGUUUUAGUCUCCCCUGUUGGUCCCCAGACACGCAGCGCCCGAUGCUGAUUCAGCUGCAGCCGGCACGUGCCUCGAACCCAGACUCACAGGGCGGCUCCUUCUCUUCGGUCCCCGUCGCUCUGGACUGAGGGGAGGUCAGACCCACGCUCGAGCCUCCCCGGGCACCCUGUCCUGCGGACAGGCGGCCUCACCUCCUUCCCACGCUUGCUUCCCGGCCCCCCAGAGAACUUCUCCAGUCACCUGAUCAGCAGAGACCCGGGCUCUGCCCCCACCUGCCCUGGCAGGGCCCACCCCAACCUUUGCCCCUUUUCGCACACGGGUCUAGAAAUGUCUCCACCUUGUCAUCUGCUGUCCCUGGGCACCAGACACUGCCUGGACAUCGAGUUUGGGUAUGAUUCUCACAGGGAGACGCAAGUUCUCAACCCGUGUCAGCCACAGGGACUGCAACUAUCCUAACAAUAGAGAACAGAGCCCCAAGCCCAAGAGUUUUGGAUCCCCUGAAGAGCUGCACGUGGGGCUGCGCCCAGGGUCUCUGCCCUGUACCUGUGGGCUUGGGCUCGGGGCAUGAGAGCAUGAGGGGUGCUGUGAAAAGGGCCCUGCAGAGAAGGGAGAAGUCUGCCACUCUGCCCCGCCCCACCCAACCCCACCCCACCCUACCCGGCCCCUGCAUAUUUAUUUUACAUCUGCUCUGGCUGGUACAGAUGGUAGGUCACUCCUUCCUUCCUUUCUCCCUUCCCUCCCUGCUUGGAUUUUCAUAGAAAAGCUAUUUUGAGCCCCAUUUCUUUCUCUGCUCUCUCUCACACACACACACCCCACCCUCUGAUGCCUGUGUUCCUGAGCAGAAGAGAGCCUCAGGCCAUGGAUGGGGAAGUCAGUGGGCAAUGGGGGAGCAGCAGGCUAGGCAGGGCUGUAUCCGACCACUUUCUGUGGCACAGCCCCCAAAAACACAGGGUCUCCCGGCUCUGCAGCAUGGGAGGGAAAACGGGAGGCCGGGCCAGCACCCAGCGACAGCACCAUCUUUAAGGAACCCCCAGGCCACAAGUCACUCUGUGCACAACUCUAGAAUCCUGGGUCCAAGGUUAUGUGUGUAUAGUAGGGGUGGGGGUUCUCCCACUACCCCCAAAAUAAGUUGCCACUUGCAACUCUUGUGACUGGCUAAGGGUGUCAGACUGACUCUGGGCUCCCUCCUGGACACUCAGCAACUGAUCACCCCCCCCCCGUGGGUGUCAGUGUCACUGUGGGUGCCCCGUGAACAGAGCCACAGCAAAUACGUUUAGCUCAGGAGGGAAAAGCUUGAGCCUGCCACCAGCCCUUGUCUUUUCGAUCCACAAUUUGGGCCAUCAAGAGAAUGUUUCUGCUGGUCCCAUGGACUCCCGUCGGCUAACAGCAAUGCCCACCCCCCUCCACUUUUCAAACAAGACCGUCAUAUCGGAGAGGGAGACCCCUGGGAAGGCGCCCCUGAGUGCCCUCGUCAUAGCUGGAAUCAGAACUUUACUCUGCUUCCUCCCUGUGGCUUAACUCCCGGAGAUUCUCCUACCCCAGGACCUGACGUGCAUGGGGGUUCGCUCUAUCCCAUCUCCAUUGUUUCCGUUGAAGAUUCACUAGAGGGGGAGAUAGCUUGGCCCCCUGGCAUUGAUGCAGUUGAGGGGUGUGAGUUCUUGCAACAUGAGGACAAUUUUGCACACAAUUCUUUAGCCAUAUCGGGGUGUGGAUAAUAUAAUCUAGGAGUGCAUUUCCAUGAAAGACUUGAGGAAUUCAGGCCAUGGGUCCACUUCAGAGUUUUGGGGAUUCUGUGUUUGCCUUUUUAGAUGUUCAUAUUGUAGAGAGAAAAAAAUCCCUCCUGGUUGUGCAGGUUGGUGCCUGUUAAUUGUAUAAAGUCAUUUUCCUUGGGGACACUUGUCUUUCGCGUGGUAGUGCACAGGGUAGGACUUGUGGCUUCUCCAAGUGGUUCACGUCACUGACACAGACAAAUAAAAUUUCGAAUUAUUUCUGACUCCGUCACCAGUGAGGCAGAGUCUAUGCCGCGUGUCUUCUCUCUUCUCAUUGUCAUCUGCAUCGUUGGUUAUUUUUUUCCUCAUGAGUGUUGAAGAAAUAAAGACCAAAAAGGUU
Molecule: messenger RNA, 5720 nt
Organism: Suncus etruscus (white-toothed pygmy shrew)
Lineage: Eukaryota; Metazoa; Chordata; Mammalia; Eulipotyphla; Soricidae
Gene: SLC8A1
Product: solute carrier family 8 member A1
Exons: 10
Coding region: 214-3060 (948 amino acids)
Biological process (GO): sodium ion transmembrane transport; calcium ion import across plasma membrane; cell communication
Cellular component (GO): axon; postsynapse; sarcolemma
Molecular function (GO): calcium:sodium antiporter activity
Source: RefSeq, a predicted model, not a curated record